Alligator mississippiensis (American alligator) is the source of this 3916-nucleotide messenger RNA. It is a transcript of the gene SCNN1G, whose product is annotated as sodium channel epithelial 1 subunit gamma. Gene Ontology annotation, molecular function: ligand-gated sodium channel activity. Bases 53 to 2005 code for a protein of 650 amino acids. The record is from RefSeq and is a predicted model, not a curated record. The transcript has 12 exons. Gene Ontology annotation, biological process: sodium ion transmembrane transport. Lineage: Eukaryota; Metazoa; Chordata; Crocodylia; Alligatoridae. Gene Ontology annotation, cellular component: membrane.
UGCAUCCCCCGCGCCGCGCCGCACCGCACCGCACCGCACCGCACCGCCAGCCAUGGCCGCGGGACGCAAGAUCACGGCCAAGAUCAAGAAGACGCUGCCGGUGACGGGGCCGCAGGCGCCCACGCUGGGCGAGCUGAUGCGCUGGUACUGCCUGAACACCAACACGCACGGCUGCCGCCGCAUCGUGGUGUCGCGCGGCCGCCUGCGCCGCCUGCUCUGGAUCGCGCUGACGCUCAGCGCCGUGGCGCUCAUCCUGUGGCAGUGCGCCGAGCUGGUGCUGGGCUACUACAGCGCCUCCGUGUCCGUCACCGUGCGCUUCCAGAAGCUGCGCUUCCCCGCCGUCACCAUCUGCAACAUCAACCCCUACAAGUACAGCGUGAUAAAAGAGUACCUGUCUGAGCUGGACAAAGAGACCAGAAGCGCACUGGAGUCUUUAUACGGGUUUUCAGAAGGCAAACCCAAGGUCCGCCGGGAUGCAGAGGACCGAAAUGCGACAGCGUAUCAAUACCUUGAGAAAGUCCCGCUGCUCCGGUUCGAGGACCUCACUCGGAAAGAAGCCACCGACCUUCACAGUGGGCACAAGCGGAAAAUCGAGUCCAACAUCUUCCACAAAGGGUCCACGAAUAUUGGGGAUCCACAAAACAUGAUCGGCUUUCAGCUGUGUGACCCAAACAACAGCAGCGACUGUGCAGUUUACACAUUCAGUUCUGGUGUCAACGCUAUUCAAGAAUGGUACAAACUGCAUUAUAUGAACAUCAUGGCACAAAUUCCCCUGGAGAGGAAGGUGAAUAUGGGCUAUUCAGCUGAUGACCUCCUGCUGACAUGUUUCUUUGACGGCCUAUCUUGUGACACGAGAAACUUCACUCCGUUCUAUCACCCGCUGCACGGCAACUGCUACACCUUCAACAGCGGAGAGAAUGGGACGAUCCUGAGCACCUCCACCGGAGGCAGCGAGUACGGAUUACAGGUUGUCCUUUACAUAGAGGAAGCAGAUUACAAUCCCUUCUUGGUGACAUCAACUGGGGCCAAGAUCAUCAUCCACGACCAAAAUGAAUAUCCCUUCAUUGAAGAUAUCGGCACAGAGAUCGAGACGGCGACUGCCACCUCCAUAGGGAUGCAUUUUACAGAGUCUCGCAAGCUCAGUGAACCAUACAGCGACUGCACAGAGAGUGGCGCGGAUAUAAAUGUGGAAAACCUCUACAACAAGACCUACUCUCUCCAGAUUUGCCUUCACUCCUGCUUCCAGAAGGCCAUGGUGGAUCACUGCGGCUGUGCCCAGUAUGCCCAGCCCUUGCCUGCUGGGGCCGAGUACUGCAACUACAAGAAACAUCCCAGCUGGAUGUACUGCUACUAUAAGUUGCACGAGAAGUUUGUGAAGGAGCAGCUGGACUGUCAGCAGAAGUGCAAAGAAGCCUGCAGCUUUAAGGAGUGGGCGCUCACCACCAGCAUAGCCCAGUGGCCAUCCACCGCUUCGGAGGACUGGAUGCUCCGGGUCCUCUCUUGGGACAAAGGGCAGAAAAUCAACAAGAUGUUAAAGAAAACGGACCUCGCAAACCUGAUGGUGUUUUACAAAGACCUGAACAAGAGAUUCAUUUCUGAGAAUCCUGCCAACAGCAUUGUCAUUCUGCUUUCCAACUUCGGGGGCCAGCUGGGCCUGUGGAUGAGCUGCUCCGUGGUGUGUGUCAUUGAGAUUGUCGAGGUUUUCUUCAUUGACUCUCUCUCCAUCAUCAUGCGGCGCCGCUGGCAGAAGACAAAGAAAUGGUGGAAUUCCCGAAAGGCCAAGCAGAGCCGGGCACCUGCCCCGGGGACCGGGCCAGGCAAGCAAGGCCACGACAACCCUGCGUGCAUCGACGAGGACUUGCCCACCUUUAACACUGCCCUUCGCUUGCCACUGCCCCAGGAAAAUCACUUGCCCAGGACUCCCCCACCCAACUACAGCACUUUACGGCUAGACACCACAUUUACAGAACAGCUGCCUGACACACUAGAGACCGAGAGCCGCUGAGGCAGUAUUGAUCUCCUCGUGUCGGUGCCAAAGACAGUGGGCGUGUGCCCCAGGAGCCACGGGCAUGCAUCUGGGGGUUUGCCCUUGGGGGUGGAUGGUGUUUGGAGCUUUCUGGUAAAAGCAUCCCUGAGCAAGCACCAGGCACGAGGGCUUGGCCGGAGGGCACGGCAGGCCUGGCAUCUCCAGCAGCAAAGAGCUUGUGUCUUCACGAAGACAAUGACAAACAUUGUGGACAAGCUGCACAUCGUUCACCCAUCUGGUGCUAAUGCUGUGACUGCUCGCGCCUCCGCAUCGGCAUCCCAGUGCACGGGCCAGGCCAGGCCUUAGGGGAGGCCAGAGCCCAUUGCUGGGAGAGAGGGAGGGUUGGGAGGAGAGUGACUUCCACCCAGAUGCCCCGUGCUGCGAGGGGAAAGGAAACGGCGGCGUUAAUCUGUAACCCCUUCCACUCAAGGCCUUACUGGCAGCAUGGCUCCUGGUCCAGGGUGGAGAACUUUAAAGCCAAAAGAACCACUCCCAGAGCAAGUUAUUACCCCAUUGGGGUAAGGGAGCUGAAGUCAGUCCCAAAAUGGUCUUUUCCAGUGUCCGAAAGUGAAGGCAGAACAACGAGUCUCGUCUCUACUAGGGGAGGCCUGUCUUCACACAGCCCAGCCAGCUGCUCCUGUACCCACAGGAUCUCAUGUGAGCUGUGCAGGCGCUGGGAGCCCUUGCAGCCCCCUUCUCACAGUCAUUUCAGUCAUGGCCCAAGACCCCUGGCCUGAGACUGCCAUUCAAAUAUCGCCCCAGCGCUAGCACGGUCUAUUCCAACACCCGGAGCGUGGCGCAUCGCCAGGGCUGGGAGGGAGAAGAAAUCCCCUCCCCCAGGGCAGUGAUAACAAAUCCCCCGUCCCCGUCCCCAUCCCCAGCAGUUAGCACACCCACUGCUCUGACGUCCCUGCAGCCAGGUGUGACGGGAAGAGCAGACAGAAGAUGCACUGAUCCCAAAUUCCAGCUGUGGCCCCCCCACUGCAGAAAGGAAGUGGACACAUUGGAGAGAGUCCAGCCAAAGGCAAUGACAAUGGUUGUGGGCUGGGGACAGGACUGGCGAGGAAAGGCUGAGGGAACUGGGCUGAUUGAGUCUGGAGAAGAGAAGACCGAGGGGGAUUGAAUAGCCGCCUUCACCUCCCUGCCGGGAUCUGCAAAGAGGAUGGUGCUGGGCUGGUCUCGGUGGGGGCAGAGGGCAGGACAAGGAGCAAUGGGCUUAAGCUGCAGCAAGGGAGGUUGAGGUUGGAUGUUAGGAAAAGCUCUCUCAUGAGGAGGGUGGUAAAGCACUGGAACAGGCUGCCCAGAGAGGUGGGAGAGUCUCCACCCUUGGAGGUGUUGAAGACCCGAGUACACAAAGCCUUGGCUGGGAUGAUGUAGUCGGGGCUGGUCCUGCUUGGAGCAGGGGUUGGACUAAAUGCGACCUCCUGAGCUCCCUGCCAACCUGAAUUUCCUAUGAUUGUAUGAAUGCCCCGUGCACUAGUACCACCACAGCCCAGACCCUCUCGGCCUCCAGCCCACCGAGACAGUCCCUGGAUUUCAAAACAGCUGCUGAAAGUGUCACUGCUCGUACCUCUCGUGGACCCCAGGCCACGUGCACGGAAAUGCUACUUUAGGAUGCGUGGACUCGCCCCCACAGCUCAGCCCCUCUUCCCAGCCAGCUCUGCUAUGGCCUUCCUGUAGCCGAUUAGGGCAGGCCGUGCAGAUGGCAAAGACAGGCCCUUCGUGUGCUUGUGGGACCGGCUGUUGGAGACGGUCUGCGUUUAUACACUGAUCAUCUAUGUUAAACAGGGAGAGCAAAGAGCCACGUGCCCGAGUGUGCAAUAAAAUGUAUCUUAUUUUAACUGAAUAUUUAACAGCACAAAGGCUGGAAAUAAAGAUAUAUUUUUUGAA